AUGGACUGUCGAAGUCAGUCUUUUGAUAAUGCAGCAAAUAUGAGUGGCAAAUAUAAAGGUUUGCAGGCUUUAAUAAAGGUGGAAAAUCCUCUAGCUGAACAUCUUCCAUGCUUUGCUCAUUCAUUGAAUUUAGUAGGAAAAUCAGCUGCUAAUACGUGCCUUGCUGCAGGUAACUUCUAUACUUUAAAGAAAUUAAGCGAUACUAGAUGGUCAUGUCGGGCCGAUGCCACUAAAGCUCUGGCUUAUGGCUAUAAACCUAUUCAAGAUUCAUUAGCUCAAAUUUAUGAUGACGUUGAACAAAAAAGUAUCGUAAGAAACGAAGCUCUCGGUCUUUUGCAAAAAAUGUCUAAACUUGAAACUACAAUUUAUAUUAAAUUUUGGCAUGAUAUACUUGAAAGGUUCAAUUCAACAAAUAAAAUUCUGCAAAGUUCCACAAUGAUUCUGUCUACAGCUGUAAACGGACUCAAGUCUUUAAAAACAUUUGUAGAAUCUAAAAGAGAUGCAUUCGAAAGGUACGAAAUAGCGGGUAAAGAAUUGUCUAAUACUGAAGAGUAUGAAUCUGUACGUGUGAGAAGACCAAGUGUGAAGCUCCGACCUCUUGAUUAUGGACAAGCACCUGCAGUUCAAUUAUCGGCGAGAGAUAAAUUUCGAACCGAAUGUUUUCUUCCGGUUAUUGACCAAUUAAAUUUGGCAUUGGCUGAACGAAUAAUGGCUUAUGAGGCUAUUUGUGAAAGAUUCGGGUUCUUGGUCGAAUUGAAUGAUAUAGAACCUUGCCAAUUAGAAUUAAAAGCAAAUAAUCUUGUAGACGCCUAUCCUGAAGAUCUCGAACGGAAUCUGACAAAUGAACUUGUUCACCUUGUGGCUUUUUCUAAGCAAUAUGAAAAAAGGGAGGGAGAAUCUACAGAAGUAUUCCUUUAUAGAUUAAUUUUAGAAAAUACUUUUAAGUCAUCAUUUUGCAAUGCAGAAAUAGCUCUUCGCAUAUACCUGACCUUAAUGGUGAACAAUUGCAGUGGAGAAAGGUCAUUUUCUAAGAUGAAAAUAAUAAAAAACAGAUUGCGAACUAGCAUGGGACAAAAUCGUUUAGAAAAUCUAACGCUUCUAAGUUUGGAAAAUGACAUCCUUCGCAACUUGAGUUUUAAUCAAAUUAUAGAUGAUUUUGCCAAAGAAAAAUCACAAAGACUUUCAAGUGAUAUAACGUAUAAUGGUAAAGGAAAAAAAUUGGUUUAUAAUUUAGAGGCUAGCGAUUUGAUUCUUUUAAAUGGUCGCACAAUAAGUGACACCCCUGCUAAUUAUUUUACUUCUUUGGGCCCACAAGGGGCAAGUGUAAUCGAUUUGGUGUGGUCCUCAUCUGGGGCCUUAGCCUAA
Messenger RNA from Leptopilina heterotoma, 1365 nucleotides. RefSeq lists its product as uncharacterized. The transcript has 3 exons. Lineage: Eukaryota; Metazoa; Arthropoda; Insecta; Hymenoptera; Figitidae. Bases 1 to 1365 code for a protein of 454 amino acids. The record is from RefSeq and is a predicted model, not a curated record.